This is a messenger RNA of Papaver somniferum (opium poppy), 2161 nucleotides long. RefSeq names its product xaa-Pro dipeptidase-like. The transcript has 15 exons. Gene Ontology annotation, molecular function: metalloaminopeptidase activity; manganese ion binding. Lineage: Eukaryota; Viridiplantae; Streptophyta; Magnoliopsida; Ranunculales; Papaveraceae. Bases 296 to 1891 code for a protein of 531 amino acids. The record is from RefSeq and is a predicted model, not a curated record.
GUUAGCCUCCAACCUCUCUUUCAGCUCCUAUGCAUCUUGAUAAAAGAGAUCAUGACAGACGGCCUCAGUUUAAACAAUCUUUGAGGGCUCUUAUGAAUCCUCUGGCUCCUUCUGAGCUGCUGCUGCUCUUCUCAUUUUCCCUCGAUUCCUACAAAAUGCAAAUGCAGUCGCUGCUGCUGCUUGCUCUACUAUAGGGCCGUGGUGCAUUUUGACUGUUCAUUUUUCCAUUCCAAGGGGUGUUCAUGAUAGAAAACACACAAUUUAGUCAACACUAUCCAGUAGCUAGGUAUUAGCCAUGGCGAAACAAAGAGAAGAUAAUUGGAUCGUCAAAAGAAAACAAAGAGAAGAAGCCUUUAAGGAAAUUUAUGCCCAAAAUCGAUCAAAAUUAAUUGGAUGUCUUCACCAACACUUGAUUUCCACUAAUCGACCCCUCGAAGGAUUUGUCUUGUUACAGGGAAGUCAAGAACCAAAUCCUUGGCAGAACAACGACUUUAGACAAGAGAGUUAUUUCGCCUACUUGUUUGGAGUGAAGGAGACUGGUUUAUAUGGAGCCAUUGAUAUCGCCACCGGAAAGUCGAUUCUGUUUGUUACCAGAUCACUUGCCGGAUAUAUACUUGUUUUGGGGGAAGCAAAAUUACUAGAAUACUUGAACUAUCUCAAGGAAGCGUUUAUGGUUAACAUGGUAUGCUACACCGAUGAGAUUGCAGAAGUUUUGCACGAUCAUCAUGGAGGAUCUGAAAAGCCUGUGUUAUUUCUCUUGCAUGAGCAGAACACUGAUAGUAAUAACUUCUCUAAGCCUGCGGAGUUUAAGGGAAUGGAAGACUUUGAGACUGAUUUAAGUGUGCUACAUCCAAUUUUAACUGAAUCCCGUGCAAUUAAAUCAGACGCGGAGCUUUUUCUUAUUCGGUAUGCUAACGAUGUAAGCUCAGAAGCUCAUGUAGAGGCAAUGAGAAGUAUGAGAGCCGACAUGUUCGACAUUGACCUAAGAAACAUAUUUCUUCAUCACGCCAACACAAAUGCGGAUGGUUGCUCGAUCACAUGCAUAUGUGCUACUGGUAGUAAUAGACCUUUGAAGAUGGAGAUAUGGUUUGAAGAUGGAGAUAUGGCAUUGUUAGAUACGGGAGCUGAAUACAAUUUUUAUGUUUCUGACAUUACAAGUUCUUUCCCUGUCAAUGGAAAAUUUACCAGUGAUCAAAAGCUGAUAUGCAAUGCUAUUCUUAAGGCUCAUAAUGAUGUCAUAUCCACAAUGAAACCUGGAGUGAACUUGGCAGAUAUGCAAAAAUCAGCAGAGAAGUCUAUUCUCGAGUCACUAAAGGAUGGUGGCAUCCUUGUCGGUGAUGUCGGUGAAAUGAUGAUUGAAAGACUAGGUGCUGUUUUUAUGACGCAUGGUCUUGGGCAUUUAUUAGGCAUCAAUAGCACACAUGAUCGUGGUGGCUACCCUAAGGUAACACUAAGGCCAAAGGGACCCGCAUUGAAGUCUUUGCAUUCAACUAGUGAACUCAAAGAGGGAAUGGUGAUAACAGUAGAACCAGGAUGCUAUUUCAGUGAUGCGCUACUGGCUCCAUUGUUGGAGAGUUCAAGCACAUCGAAGUUCUUUAACCACAAAGAGAUUGAAAGAUUUAAAACCUUUGGUGGAGUCCGAAUCAAAAGUGAUGUGUAUGUUACAUCCAAUGGAGCGGAUAUUCUCACUAAAUGCCCACGAGAAACAUGGGAGAUUGAAGCUGUGAUGGCAGGUGCGCCUUGGCCUCUGGAAAAGAAUGAUGGAUAUUGGCGCGACUUUAGAAAACAACAAAAUGAUUUCCUAAAUCAGUUUUUGCGGCCAACUCAAAUUUGUUUAGUGAUCUUAUUUCUAGCUAUAAUACUGGGAAUUUGUUCUCUAGCGAGAGUUUAAGACUUCUUUUUUUAGGCAAAUUCUAGUAAAUAUCUAAACCUGUAAAUAGGAGUCUUCUGUAAAGAAUCCUCACUCCACCUCCUGCACUGCUGCUCUUCUAAUUGCGUAUGUCAUACAUUUUUCUUUGAUUUGAUCGCGCAGCAGUGAAUAGUAGGGUACGUAUUUAUAGGCUUACAAUGUAAGUAUGAUUAGAAUAGGAGUAACAAUUAAAGUCGAAACAAUUUAUUGAAUUUUAAUUAAACAUUACAAAUUCUAAUCCAGUUUAUGCAA